Messenger RNA from Rhizoctonia solani, 1884 nucleotides. RefSeq names its product ClC voltage-gated chloride channel protein. Gene Ontology annotation, cellular component: Golgi apparatus; membrane; early endosome. The transcript is spliced from 23 exons. Gene Ontology annotation, molecular function: voltage-gated chloride channel activity. The record is from RefSeq and is a predicted model, not a curated record. Gene Ontology annotation, biological process: chloride transport; transmembrane transport. NCBI's taxonomy places the organism in Eukaryota, Fungi, Basidiomycota, Agaricomycetes, Cantharellales, Ceratobasidiaceae. The coding region runs from base 1 to 1884 and encodes 627 amino acids.
AUGAACAAGAACACGCUACGCUCUCAACCGGGUCUUCGAGGGAUUGUCCUUCCCCUACUGGAUCAAGCGCGAAUAUGGGUUGUUCUCAUUGUGACCGGUAUUUUGGUUGGCUUCGUCGGCGCGUGGUUAGAUGUUCUAGUUGCCUGUGGUCUGGACGCUGGAGAAGAGUGCAACGAAUGGAACACGUGGGGAGAAUACCUUGGGAUUAGAUCUAUAGCUGCGACGGCACUCAUUCAAUCCAUCAUUUACGUCGUACUGGCUAUCCUCAAUGGGUAUGUCCUAGAUUUGUUCCUAUCUCCUUGGACACUCUUGGUCAAAGGUGUAGGCUUGGCGCUGGCAGUGGGUUCCGGGCUAUCUCUCGGUAAAGAGGGCCCUUUGGUGCAUGGAAACCAAGCACAGAAGCGCCGCAUCCUAUCUGCGGCCGCAUCGGCAGGUGUGGCCGUCGCUUUUGGAUCCCCAUUAGGUGGGGUGCUAUUUGGACUGGAAGAACUCGACCUUUUCGCGCGUGUUCAUAUAAUGUGGCGCGCGUUUGUUUGUGCUGUACUGGCCGCUGUGACACUCCAGUGGACUGAUGUAUUCGCGACCGGGAAUCUGGUGCUGUUUCGAGUUACGGAAGGGACGCCUUGGAAAGGGUUUGAACUGUUCCCAUGGAUGAUUCUGAGUGUCUUUGGUGGACUCGCUGGUGCACUUCUCAUUCGUUUGAACAUCGCUGCUGCAGUCCAUCGACAUCGUUCUUGGAUUCGUGACUGGCCACUCAUGGAAGUGGUGUGCGUGACAGCAUUUACAUCGUUACUUAGUUAUCCGAUUGCCUUUAUGAGAGCUCAAAGCACUAAUUUGGUUGGAAAUUUAUUUGCGGAAUGCGACCCCACCAAACCGGAUUACCAUGGCCUAUGCAAGUAUGCAUGUUUCAUCAAUGUGGCAGAAUAUCUUUGGACUCGUAUUGACUUCUGGGUUCAAACUGGGGUUAACCGCAUGGACAUUCGGAAUGAAGGUGCCUGCAGGAAUUUUCUUCCCACAAUCGCAAUUGGAGCGACUAUGGGCAGAGCGGUUGGUAUUAUCAUGCAAGGGUGGCAUCGUGCUCACCCUACUGCGUGGAUUUUCUCAUCAUGCGCACCUGAGGGACAAUGCAUUUUUCCUGGAUUCUAUUCUGUGAUUGGUGCGGCGGCCAUGCUGGGCGGUGUAACUCGAAUGACAAUAUCAUUGGUUGUUAUCAUGUUUGAGUUGACUGGCGCGUUAUCCCACGUUUUGCCUAUUAUGAUCGCAGUGAUGGUUAGCAAAUGGGUGGGCGACGUGUUUGGCAAAGAAGGGAUCUAUGACGCUUGGAUCGCACUUCACGGGUAUCCCUUUCUAUCUACUACGGUUGAGUUCAGGGACUAUGGGGAGACAGCGGCUGGGCGUAUGAUUGCUCGAGAGCAUAUAAUCUCAAUCAAUGCUCAUCAUAGUACCUCAGAAGAGCUUGAACAUUUAUUGCAGACGUACACGUAUCGUGGGUUUCCUGUGGUAGACGGUGAUCAACUUGUGGGAUACAUAACGCGAGAUAAGCUUCAGAUGGCUAUAUCUAAUCUCGCCGAUCAAUACCCAGAUGGGGUGGCACCGCCGGAUAUGAACUACACUUUUGUUGGGAGGCAUGAUUCAUCAUACGAAGAAGCAGAUUUGUCUGCUUCGUUGGAUCCAGCGCCAAUGCAACUUCGUCCCGCCGUACCACUUCAGCUGGUUGUCAGCUUUUUCCAAAAAAUGAGCCCGCAAUGUGUACUGUUUACGAACAAAGGGCAGCUUAAAGGAAUGAUGACCAAAAGGGACGUGGUUAACCUGUUGAGAGAACGCUUUCAGAAUGCGCAUGUGUUGGCUGAGCAAUCCGAAACUAUAUUUACUACUGGCGCCUAA